Molecule: messenger RNA, 1828 nt
Organism: Solanum tuberosum (potato)
Lineage: Eukaryota; Viridiplantae; Streptophyta; Magnoliopsida; Solanales; Solanaceae
Product: calmodulin-binding receptor-like cytoplasmic kinase 2
Exons: 6
Coding region: 128-1441 (437 amino acids)
Biological process (GO): protein phosphorylation
Molecular function (GO): protein kinase activity; ATP binding
Source: RefSeq, a predicted model, not a curated record
ACUGUAUUUAUUGACUUGACUGAGUAGCAAACUGGCAACCCCAUAGUGCCCCCCACACAGCUUAGCGAAAAUCAAACAUCCCAACUACUACUACUGCUUACCCGCCAUUUCUUUCUAUUCAUUAACCAUGAAAAGUCCAAAUACCCAAUUUUCCGGUGGUGGCCGGAGAUCUAGUUCCGGCGCUGUAUCUAUGUCUUCCAGCUCCGUGGGUUCCCGUACAUCUGAUCGUCUUCCUCAUUCACCUAGUUCAUCCAACUACUCCUCAACUACUACUGCAAUUUCUCAAAAGUCAAAUUCCGGCAGGAAUCCGGUCAUAUUCGCCGUCAAAUCCAUUGCAGAAGCUUUUGCAUCCUGUUUCACUCCGCCGGAGCCUAAAUCUUCGAGUACUAAUUUUGGUGAUUCCGAUUCAUUUAAAGCUCCUUCAGUUGCAUCUGAUGGCGGAAGGAAGAAGAGACACAGUAGCAGUAGCAGUAGAGGUCGAAGCAUCUAUGGUAGUGAAAAUAAUUCAAUUCAUACAAAAGAGGCAGGGAGUAUUAAAUUCAACAUGGAAGAUAUUUAUAAGGCCACAAAGAACUUCUCCCCAAGCCUUAAAAUUGGUCAAGGAGGUUUCGGGAUAGUUUACAAGGGUUGCCUACCGGAUGGAACAGUUGUUGCAAUCAAACGCGCCAAAAAUAAUAUACAUGAUAAACACUCGGGAGCUGAAUUUCGAAGUGAGGUUCGAACUUUAGAAAAAAUAGAACAUCUAAAUUUAGUGAAGUUUUAUGGGUUCUUGGAGCAUGGAGAAGAAAAGAUUUUGGUUGUUGAGUAUGUCCCUAAUGGAACUCUUAGGGAACACUUGGAUAGUGUCAGUGGAAAUGUUCUUGAUUUCGCGUCAAGACUAGACAUCGGAAUAGAUGUAGGACAUGCAAUUACAUAUUUGCAUAUGUAUACAGAUCACCCUAUUAUCCAUCGAGACAUCAAGUCUUCCAAUAUUCUCCUCACUGAAAACCUUCGAGCUAAGGUGGCCGAUUUUGGUUUUGCUAGGCUAGCAGCUGACACUGAGUCAGGAGCCACACAUGUUUCUACCCAAGUUAAAGGGACAGCAGGAUACUUAGACCCAGAAUACCUGAGUACCUAUCAACUUACUGAGAAGAGUGAUGUCUAUUCAUUUGGUGUUUUACUUGUGGAACUUGUUACUGGAAGGCGCCCAAUCGAGUCAAAAAAAGAAAUCAAAGAGCGCAUUACCGCAAGAUGGGCAAUGAAGAAGUUCACCAGUGGAGAUGCAAUCUUAACUUUGGAUCCAAGGCUAGAAAGAUCUGCUGCAAAUAGUUUGGCCAUGGAAAAAAUUUAUGAACUAGCUUUGCAAUGUUUGGCUCCUCAUCGACAGAACCGGCCUACCAUGAGAAAGUGUGCCGAGAUUCUAUGGAGCAUCCGCAAGAAUUACAGAGAACUAGCAGGCUGAAAUACCCACUCUCUCUCUGGACUCACGAGCACCCUAUUUGAAGAGUGAACAGAAUGUAUGUGUUUUUAUGUUGUAUGUACACAUAAAAGGUAAGGGACAGAGAAUGUAUUUCUGAUGAUGAGAAAGAUAUCAAUCAAAAAAAGACAAGACAGAUUUUGGUCUGAUGUGAUAGUUGCAUUGAUAUUGGAAUGUAUAGGGAGAAAUGAGUACAUUGUAAUUCAUGGAAAUCUGGGCUUUUGGCAAAGAAUUUUGAAGGGGCAACUGUCUAUAUCAUUGGCUUGUAAGUUGUAUGUAUGUAUGCAGUGAUUUAUUUGAGAAGGAAUCUCAAUAUAACUUUUUGGUGUUUUUCUUAGGAAUUGUAUAUCUGAGAAAGUGCUUCAAAUUUCA